Molecule: messenger RNA, 1395 nt
Organism: Arachis stenosperma
Lineage: Eukaryota; Viridiplantae; Streptophyta; Magnoliopsida; Fabales; Fabaceae
Product: phospholipase A(1) DAD1, chloroplastic-like
Exons: 1
Coding region: 1-1395 (464 amino acids)
Biological process (GO): lipid metabolic process
Molecular function (GO): glycerophospholipase activity
Source: RefSeq, a predicted model, not a curated record
AUGAGUCUUAGAAAUAUAAUACCAACACCAUCUCCAACAACACUUCCUUCAUCCUACACUCUCAAACCCCGUUGUGUAAAUUACAUAACUACCCAUAAUAAUCCAUCAUCAUCUACUAAACCAACCACUUACAACAACUUAAGCCUUUCCAAUGAAAACACUCAUCAACAAGCCACAUUACACUUAGAGAAAAUGAUCAAUUUAGAAGACCACAAUAGUUUAUCUUCAUCAUCAUUUGAAUCAACACCAUCAACAUCUUCAUUUGGCAUUGGAACUUAUCAAAAUAAACUUGGUAAGAGAUGGAAGGAGUACCAAGGAAUGACCAAUUGGGAGGGUUUGUUAGACCCGUUAGAUGAUAACCUACGUGCUGAAAUCCUACGGUACGGUCACUUCGUUGAAGCUGCAUACAAAUCCUUUGAGUUUGAUCCUUCUUCUCCAAACUAUGCCAACUGUAGAUUCCCAAAGACAACACUUUUUGAGCGUUGCGGUUUACCAAACACAGGGUACAAGGUAACCAAAUACCUCCGUGCAACUUCCGGCAUUCAGUUACCGAACUGGGUCGACAAAGCACCGAGUUGGGUGGCAACACAAUCAAGCUACGUUGGUUAUGUCGCAGUUUGUGACAACAAAGAAGAGAUCAAAAGACUUGGUCGGCGUGACGUUGUUAUUGCUUUUAGAGGAACAACCACAUGUUUGGAAUGGCUCGAGAAUUUGCGUGCCACCCUCACCAACCUACCAUGCAAUCCCAUGGACGGAGAAACUAUGGGGUGUCAUGGUAGUGGGGCCAUGGUGGAAAGUGGUUUCUUGAGCCUCUACUCUUCCUCCAUCCCCGACAACCCUUCUGCCCUCAGUCUGCAGCAGAUGGUCAAACAGGAGAUUGUCAGGAUUUUCCAGGCUUAUGCUGGAGAACCCUUAAGUUUGACCAUCACUGGCCACAGUCUAGGGGCGGCAUUAGCUACGCUGGCAGCAUAUGAUAUUAAUACCUCCUUCCCCAAACUGCCCAUGGUGACGGUCAUUUCUUUUGGUGGGCCUCGAGUUGGCGACCGGAGGUUCCGACGGCAGUUAGAGAAGCAAGGGACAAAAGUUUUGCGGAUAGUAAAUUCCGAAGAUGUUAUCACUAAGGUUCCGGGUUUUGUGUUUGAUGAUGAUAUGGCAAAAGGAGGUAUCCACGUGGCAGGAUUGCCGAGCUGGAUACAGAAGAGGGUGGAGAAGGCGCAAUGGGUGUACGCUGAGGUUGGAAAGGAGUUGCGCUUAUGUAGCAGGGAUUCUCCGUACCUCGGUAGCACAAAUGUUGCCACGUGUCACGAGCUGAACACUUACUUACACCUUGUUGAUGGGUUUGUGAGUUCUACGUGUCCUUUUAGGGCCACAGCAAAAAGAUUUCUUCGGCGGUGA